AUGAGCACAACUCAGAGGAGUGAGAGCAUAAAUGCAUUUUUUGAUGGUUUAGUGAGGACCACGUUAAAAGAGUUCGUUGAUCAAUUUGAUAAUGCACUGAGGAAGGGAGGAGAGGCAGAGAUGGCAGCGGACUUCCACUCUUUCAACUGCAAUAUCCCAUGUAUAACUCACUUACCCGUGGAGAAGCAAUUUCAAGAUUUGUAUACUAAUUCAAAAUUUAAGGAGGUACAGUCUAAAGUAAUGGGGGUUAUUUAUGCUCAUUGUAUUCUUAUCAAGACGGAAUGGGCAAUUUCGACAUAUGAAGUUAAUGACCAGUUGCAAGUUGAAGGGUCCAUUAAAAGAGUUACAUAUAUGUCAUACUUUAAUGAAGAGGAGUGUGAAGCAAAGUGCAUGUGUGGACUAUUUCAUAUGAGAGGCAUUUUUUGUAGGCACAUUCUUGUUAUUUUCUCAGUAAAGGAUGUCCACUCAGUGCCUUCAAAGUACAUUAUGGAAAGAUAUGCUAAUUUGGUUAAGUUAUGCCUCAAAGUCGCCACAAAUGCUUGCGAGGAUGAUGAUAAUUCAGUGGAUAUGACACAGAAGUUAAAGACAAUGAAUUCAAUUUACACAAAAAACAACGAGCAACCUAUAUUUACGAAUACUAGUACUGAGGUUGGGGAUAUUGAAAUGGGAAGUUCGAAAAAAGUAUUAAGUCCUCACAUUGUUAGAGGUAAAGGGAGGCCUCCAUCAAUGAGGAGGGAACCGGCAAGUAAACUUCCGAAUGAGGUCUUGAGUGGCGCUUUAGCCACAGAUGAUGUCUUGAACAUGAGCGGCAUUGCGGGAACCACAUAUGAGGUGAUGAACAUGAGUGGCAUUGCGAGGAAUCACAGAUGA
Molecule: messenger RNA, 870 nt
Organism: Carya illinoinensis
Lineage: Eukaryota; Viridiplantae; Streptophyta; Magnoliopsida; Fagales; Juglandaceae
Product: protein FAR-RED IMPAIRED RESPONSE 1-like
Exons: 3
Coding region: 1-870 (289 amino acids)
Molecular function (GO): zinc ion binding
Source: RefSeq, a predicted model, not a curated record